Nanorana parkeri is the source of this 4395-nucleotide messenger RNA. RefSeq names its product synapse defective Rho GTPase homolog 2 (gene SYDE2). The transcript has 7 exons. NCBI's taxonomy places the organism in Eukaryota, Metazoa, Chordata, Amphibia, Anura, Dicroglossidae. Gene Ontology annotation, biological process: signal transduction. The record is from RefSeq and is a predicted model, not a curated record. The coding region runs from base 20 to 4087 and encodes 1355 amino acids.
AAAUGGUAAGGAGGCCACCAUGGGACGUUACUCUUACGGAGGUGUUCAUAUGCAACCAGAGACUCAGAUAAAGCCGCCAAAUAGUGCUCCUUACACCAUGAACCCGCAUUUUGAGGCACAGUGGUCGCUUCAGAAUGCACCUUCCCCAUCCUACCCUCUAAAUUUCAUCUAUCCCCCUAAAUCUAGUCCGGUCAAGGAGCCUCAUGCUGGUGUUCGAUAUUUUGAAACCUCACCGUGGUGCUCCAAUACCUUUGAAGGAAACCGACCCAACUGCCACAUACCUCCCCAUGGACUUGUAAAUGCCCCGUAUUAUGGGAACACCCGAAACCAUUCAGAGGACAGUGAGGAAGAUGAUUAUUACGAUAAUGAGCAUCUCCUGAUGACUAGCACAAGUGAGGCUCAGUGCAAUAGCCUUUCCUCGGGGCCACCGACACCGUUGAUACAUAGCGCCGUAGCCGCCUCGGUGGCCGAUUAUGGCCACCAAGAGCGAAAAGUCAGCGUGGACAUGUACCUAGAGACUAACCGGCUAAGGUCUCAGUUGCAAGAGGCCUAUUAUUUAUUAAUUCAUGCCAUGCAUGACAUGCCUCUUGAGGUUCCCUCUAGCAAGAUAGGUUGUAGAAGAGAAACGUGCCCCUCGAGCUCCCAGUCCCAGGAUAGCGUCUAUUCCCAGUCCUCUGCAAGGGUGAUAGAAAGCGAUGUCUGGUCCUCUGAUGAAGCCAGCCCCAAACAAGUGUCGCAUAGCGAUUUGGCGUCUUUGAAUGCUUUAAUAAGCUCCCAGCUUAACAGGAUGCAGACGUUGAGCAAAAGCGUGGAAGCCGUCUACAGCCCGCCAGCCUUCCGAACUUUGCACAAGUGCCACAGUGAUAGUCAGAUCAAGUACAGCCCUGUCCAUAGCAACUUGUCCUCCGAUUGUGGUUUUGAGCACAGCCAGGGUUCUAUUGGUCAGCACACUGAUGCCGACAGCGAGGGCAGCCCCCGGGACAUGUUAUCCUCUGUGAACUGGAGAGGCUCCGAGAGCGGCGCUCACAAUCCCUCGGCUUAUGUACACCAAACACCGGGGGGCUCGCUCUCCGUUCCAGUCAACGAUGGCAGGCACGGUGCAGACAUGAGCGCGGAGGGUCACAGCGCUUCACAGAAGCCAUCGGGCCUAACGGUGAAGAAAAUGCAAAAAUGGAUGUACAAAGGACGCUUGUUGUCUUUGGAAAUGAAGGAACGCAUCAUCGGAUCUUCUCAGAAAGCCGGCGGGCCCAGCAAGCGGGAGUCCAGUCCAACGGGCAGCUGCAAAUCCGAGCAUCUCCAGGACAGUUUGGCGCCAUCCCCGAAGAUGCCUGGAGAGAUGGAGAGACCCCCAAUGACAGAUUUGAUUGAAAAUGCUUACACCGCCUGUCUUAUUAAGCGGGACUUUAAAGUCACAGAAGUGAACGAACAUAACCUGCAGAGGAACCACAUCACCGUGUCGAAAAAACGGAAUUGGUUGACGCAGAGCACUCACAGAUACGAGUAUAAAGCCAUCUGUCAAUCCUCCAUUUCUCAUCCCAUUGGGAAUAAAGAUCCAGGGCUCCUUUUGUCCAGAACAGACGGAGAUGUUCCCGUUAAAGCACCGGAGAGCGAAAUCCUCCCCGCCACUCCUGCUAGCCCUGUAGCUUUGCCCACCACUGACCUCAGCGAAGAGAACGAUGCCGACGAUGAAGGAGAAAUUUGGUACAACCCCAUCCCUGAAGAUGACGAUGCUUAUAUCUGCCCCAGUUCAGCAUCCUCUAAGAUGGUCUCUGACCCGGGGCAGGAGGUGCUCGUGGCACCGGGGAAAGCUGGAGGGGUUCUAAACACAGGGGACCCGUCACACAUGCUCCCUUCUACUGAGAGUAAUGCCGGAGAUUCCUCACAUUCCACAGACCAUGGCGUGCAGCUGUGCAAGCAGAGGGUCGUGUGCAAGACUGCCGAAGACACCACUGUCUAUCGGUCCCAUGAGCACGGUCCGAGUGCCCCCAGUAGUCAAAAGGUAAUUUCAUCUGCCCCAGCCGAUUUCUCUCCACCUUGUAGCCCCAACCCGUCAAAGAAAGGAGGAAGCAUUAACUGGUCCCUCCCAGAUAAAAUUAAAUCCCCGCGGACUGUUCGUAAACUUUCGAUGAAGAUGAAAAAGCUGCCGGAACUCAGCAGAAAGUUGAGUGUCAAAGGGACGUCAUCGAGCCACAGUAACGCGUACCAUUCGUCUUCCACUUCCAAAGGAAACUGCCAGGAUGUAAGCCACGCACCAUCUUUGUCGUCCGCGGGGCCGGCAGCCUCUGCCGCCAGUAGGAACGUCAUCAGCCGCUACCACCUCGAUAGCAGCGUAUCUUCCCAGCAGAGCUACAAGAAAAAAUGUCCAGGCACUUCCAAAUCCUCCAGCAAAGGGGGUUACCUCAGUGAUGGAGACUCCCCUGAGCUUAUAACCAAAUCGGGCAAACAUGGUGGGGAGAACAGGUCCACAAAGGGAAAAGAGUCCCUUGCUUGUAAUAACACAAAGUCGGACUUCGACAUCGAUGCCUUCCGGCACUAUAGCUUUUCCGAUCAACCCAAGUGCUUCCAGUAUGUUUCCGGGCUGAUGAGCCUUCACUUUUAUGGUGCAGAGGAUUUAAAGCCUCCGAAGAUAGACUCCAAGGAUGUGUUUUGUGCAAUCCAAGUCGAUUCUGUCAACAAAGCCAGAACGGCUCUUCUGACUUGUAGGACGUCAUUCCUAGACAUGGCUCACACCUUCAACAUUGAACUUGAAAAUGCGCAGCACUUAAAACUGGUUGUGUUUAGUUGGGACCCAACCCCAAAGAAAAACAGAGUCUGUUGCCAUGGCACUGUGGUCCUGCCGGCACUUUUAAGGGUGACCAAAACCCACCAGCUGGCGGUCAAGUUGGAACCUCGAGGUUUGAUCUACGUGAAACUGACUCUCAUGGAACAGUGGGAAAACUCUGCAAACCGCCUUGGCGUGGACCGUGACCCUGUGCUAUUUGGGGUAGAUGCUCGCCAGGUUGUCGAAAAGGAGAACACGGGAUCGCUGGUCCCGCUUCUCAUGGAGAAGUGUAUCAUGGAGAUUGAAAAGAGAGGCUGUCAGGUUGUAGGGUUGUACCGGCUCUGUGGAUCAGCAGCGGUGAAGAAAGAACUCAGAGAGGCGUUUGAGAGGGAUAGUAAAGCCGUGGAGCUCUGUGAGAACGAGUACCCGGACAUCAAUGUGAUAACAGGUGUAUUAAAGGAUUACCUGAGAGAGCUCCCGUCUCCGCUGAUCACAAUGCAGCUGUAUGAAGCUGUUCUACAUGCCAUGACCGAGAAACCGCUCAAGAUGUCUGGGAACGGCUGCGAGAACGACCUGCGGGACUCUGAGCACACGGUGGAGCUCCUGAACUGGCUGCCCGAUGUGGAAAGAGCGACCUUGAAGAUGCUGCUGGAUCACUUGAAGCUGGUUGCCUCUUAUCACGAAGUGAACAAGAUGACCUGCCAGAACCUGGCCGUCUGCUUCGGACCGGUCCUCCUGAGUCAGAGACAGGAAACGUCCAAUCACAAUAAUCGUGUCUUCAUUGACUCGGAAGAGCUUGCCAGUGCCUUAGAUUUUAAGAAACACAUUGAAGUUCUUCAUUACUUACUGCAGUUAUGGCCAGUAAAAAGCGAAUCUCCCAAAGACCCCACACCAAACAAUGUUCAAGCGGAGCCCCAGCCGUGCCUGCGAAGGAAGAAGUCACGGCCACAGAUGCUUAAUUUAAACAGCUCGGACGCCUGUAGAGUCCUAAGGCCAAGGGCGGCCCGUCUGGACAGCCCCUCCAGCAAUCGCUACGCAGGAGACUGGAGCAGCUGCCAGGGAAGUUACUUAAUGGUCCCCAAAGAGGAAGGCGAUUAUGCGGACGUCCCGUUGGAAAUCCCUCAACCCCUGGACACCUGUGUCCGGACAGAAGAGUUAACUCAGCACGCCACAGCCAAAGAAGUAUCAGUGGACUCGGCCGUAAGUGCAGGAGGCGUGUGUGAGGAGCCGGACGUUAACCUCCAGGACCUGCAGGAGAGUAUAGACACCCUGCUAGGAAACCUGGAGAGAGAGCUGAGCAAGAAUCGGCUGAAUGUCACCUUCUAAUCCUCUCUGCUCACCGUUCCGCUAUUAUCUCUUCUCAUUAGAAGAAUGGUCCUCUUAUAACCCCAUGAGGGUCAAUGCCUGUACAGCAUUGUGCUGCGAUGGCAUUUCAGAACUAAUUCUGUCUUCAUGCUUCCUGUCAUGUGCACGGCAGGAUUUCCAGGAAAUAAUUCUAUGGUACGUAUCCUCUUAGAGGAAAAUAUUGGCUGCCGGCUCAGUGAUGACCACAUCGCGGUUUGUUGGGUUAUUUAAAUGUCCCUCCGCUGUCAGGUCUGACACAUGCUGCCGCGGCUGCUGGUCUGUCAGCGAAA